Coffea eugenioides is the source of this 4353-nucleotide messenger RNA. RefSeq lists its product as uncharacterized. NCBI's taxonomy places the organism in Eukaryota, Viridiplantae, Streptophyta, Magnoliopsida, Gentianales, Rubiaceae. The coding region runs from base 1 to 4353 and encodes 1450 amino acids. Gene Ontology annotation, molecular function: RNA-DNA hybrid ribonuclease activity; nucleic acid binding. The transcript is spliced from 8 exons. The record is from RefSeq and is a predicted model, not a curated record.
AUGGGCAUGGUUGGUGCUAAAACCAAGCGAUUUCCACAGGGCAGUGCUGAGGAUUUGGGCAGAGUGGAGGGAGUAGCCACAGCAGGGGCAGAAGGGCAGGUGUCGCAAGCCAUGGACGGCUGUGGGGAGCAUGGCCAGCUGGUGGAGGAGGCAAUCCAGCGGGUGGCGGAGCGACCUAUCGAGCACCUGGCAGACAUUGUUUGCACAGAGGAAGGGGAAGUGCAUUUGGGUGCGUUGGUAGCAGAAGACAGUCUGGUGCGGGUGGAGGAGGAUGCACAGGUUGGGGUGUUGGCUACUCAUGGAUCAGUUGAAAUCCCGUGUGAAGGAAGGCUGGUCGUGGAGUUUGGCUGUGGAGAGGGGGAUCAGUUGGUGGCAGAAGGAAAUUUGUCUCCAAGACCCAUUAUAGGCCAUGGGGAUUUGACAGCACCCGCCGUGAUGCAGCUCAAUAUAGAUCAGUCGGCAGCUUUGGAGAGGGACCCUAAACAAGUCAAACUAAAGGGUCGACGGGGGAUUCUUCCUUCGGAUAGGCAGCUACGGUCCGCUUCGACCGCUUCCAGCAACUCCCUCCAGCACAUUUCCCUUAUAUUGUCACAUCUGUGGCUACCAUGUGCACUGUGCUUCUCUUUUGUUCACGCCAAAUGUACAUUAGAGGAGCGCAAGGAGCUAUGGCAAGCCUUGGUACUUGAGAAACCAAGUUCCCAACCUUGGUGUAUUUGUGGGGAUUUUAAUGCUAUUAUUGCUCCUGACGAAAAGAAAGGGGGACGUCCCUUUAGUAGUACGGAGGGUUUGGAGCUAAUGUCGUUCAUGGAGGAGGCGGAGGUGUUUGAUGUAGGUUUUUCGGGGUCGUCAUUCACUUGGUGUAACAACCGUCAGGGCAGGGCGAGAAUUUGGAAGAGAUUGGAUAGAUUGCUGAUUAAUGGGGAAUGCUCUGACCUCCCUGCAUCCGUUGCAGUUUUUCAUUUAGCUAGGCAUCCUUUUGAUCACGCUCCGCUAAAAAUAUCUUUUGCGUCCCGUUUGGAUAACAAGCCACACCCAUUCCGAUUCCUUAAUGUCUGGACUUCCAAUGCUUCGUUACUUGAUGUCAUUCGUACUGCCUGUCAGCGGGAGUGCCAGGGCUCACCCAUGAAGAUCCUAUGUACGAAAUUGCUUAGUACUAGAAGGGCCAUCCAGGAGUGGAACAAGCAUACUUUCGGGAACAUCUUUGACGCGUCCCGGGAGGCAGAGACUGAUAUGCGUCGGGCAGAGGCAAGACUGGAGAUUGAGGGCUCUGAUGACGCUCAGGUGAAGCUUCAUUGGUCUCAAGCACGGCUCAAUAAUGCGUUGUCUGUGGAAGAACACUACUGGGAGCAGAAGAGAAGAACGCAAGGGGUUAUUCACCGGAUUAAAGACGCAAACGGAGUGUGGUUGGAAUCUGACGAGGAUAUAGCUAAUAAAGCGGUGAGAUAUUUUUCGGAUAUUUUCUCUGAGCCCGCGAGUAAUGCGCAGGACUUGCUGCAGGUGAUCCCAACAUGUGUUCCAGCUGAGGAAAGUGCUCGCUUGGAGGCCGAUCCGACUAUGGAGAAGGUGAAGAGGGUCAUUUUAGCAAUGGACGGCGAGAGUGCAGCGGGUCCGGAUGGUUUCACGAGUAGGUUUUUUUCUUUCGCUUGGGAGGUGAUUGGGCCGGAUGUAUUUAAUGCUAUUCUGAGUUUUUUCUGUGGGGUUGUGAUUCCUCGAUUCUUUACCUCCACUUCCAUUAUAUUGAUCCCAAAAGGGCCCAACCCUCAGGACUUCUCGAAAUUUAGACUGAUUAGCCUGUGCACUUUUUUCAAUAAAGUGCUAUCCAAGAUCUUGGCGGAUAGAUUGGCCUCCCUCUUACCGUGCCUGGUGUCGCCUCAGCAAACUAGCUUUGUUAAGGGACGGAACAUUACUGAGAACUAUCUGCUCGCACAAGAGCUAGUGUCAGGGAUACGCAAGGCCUCGAGGGGAGGAAAUGUUGCUUUAAAAUUGGACAUGUCCAAAGCAUAUGAUAGGGUAUCUUGGCUAUUCCUGAUCAAUGUAUUGCGGCGUUUCGGGUUUGGGGAAAGAUUUAUUGAUAUGGUGUGGAGACUGAUUUCAAAUGUGUGGUUUUCGAUUAUUAUCAAUGGGGCCUCCUAUGGUUUAUUUCAAUCGAGGAGGGGGCUAACACAGGGGGACCCUCUAUCUCUCGCGCUGUUUGUGCUAGGGGCAGAUGUUCUUUCUAGGGCAUUAAACAACCUUGUAGCACAGGUUGGUUUUCUGGGGUUCAAAGUACCACUGGGGUGUCCCCCAGUCACGCAUUUGGCUUUUGCGGAUGAUGUGUUGAUCUUUACUAAUGGUUCUGCCCGUGCUUUACGAAACAUUAUUCGGGUGUUGGAAUUAUAUCAAAGAUCUUCUGGUCAACAGGUAAAUGGGCAAAAGAGUGGCUAUGUGGUGCAUCCGUUCACCCCCAUAGCGCGGCGGAGGACUAUCGAGCGUAUCACAGGGUUCCCUCAACAGCAAUCUCCUAUCCGGUACUUAGGGUUCCCGCUACAUCUCGGAAGGAGUAAGGCAUCGGAUUUUGGGGAAGUGAGUCAGGCUGUACUUGGGAGAAUUCUUUCAGGGAAGUCCAAGCUGUUGUCACAGGGGGGCAAGCUCGUGCUUAUCAAAUAUGUCCUUUCAUCUAUCCCCUUGCACUUAUUAUCGGCCACAGUAUUACCGGUUUCAGUGUUUAGCAUGAUUGAGAAGGUUUGUUCUAACUUCUUGUGGGGAUCAAACGAGGGGGGACCUAGGUAUCAUUGGAUUCGAUGGGAUCGGUUGUGUUUUCCAACGGAGGAGGGGGGAGUGGGUUUCCGGCAACUCCGAGACGUGUAUACGGCAUUCUCAUUGAAAUUAUGGUGGAAAUUUCGUACAGGGGAUUCUCUAUGGGCUAAGUUCUUGCUAGCAAAAUAUUGUCGCCAUUCUCACCCGUGUCAGGUGGAGUAUAAUGCAAGGGCCUCGGCUAUUUGGAAACGGCUAACUUAUGUGAGCCGUCACGCGGAGCUUUCCAUGCGGUGGUUGGUGAAUUCGGGAACUUGUGAUUUUUGGUAUGACACCUGGUUGGGUAGCGAGGCUCUUUUCCACAGAGUCCCAAUUCACGAAACCCUGACAUUCAAGGAUUUUUUGGUAGAUGGAAGAUGGAGUUCACUGCUCCUUGCUCGUCACUUCCCUACGGACAUCAUGGAUUUGAUAUUACAGCAGCCUCCCCCAGUUGGUGAGCGCCCGGAUGAGUUGGUAUGGAUGUCGUCAGCCUCUGAGCAGUUCUCGUUAUCCUAUGCUUUCCAAGAGAUCAGGCAAAGACUGCCGCUCGAUGACGUCUUGGGUAGGUUUGGGGUUCAACUACCGUCAAAGUGCUUCUGUUGCCGCUCGGCGACAGGGGAAUCGAUUAAGCAUAUUUUUGCAUCAGGCCAACUAGCAAGGGAGGUAUGGGGUUACUUUGGAGCCGUCUGCGGAAUAGGUUCGCCUCAGGGUCGGGAUGUUGUGUUGGCAGUCUCCAGCGAGGUAAAUAGGUGGAAUCUCCUCCCGCCUUUAGACCAAUUUUUUGAUAGGCUCUCCGAACCCCCAGUGCCGCUUCAGUGCAAAAUUGUUCGGUGGCGGGCAACAGGCACGGGGAUAGCGACACUUAAUACAGACGGAUGUUCUAAGUGUAACCUAGGAGCAAGUGGCGGGGGUGGUGUUCUCCGGGAUUCAGAGGGUCGCUUUUUGAUAGGAUUUUCAGUUUGCCUGGGGGUUAGUACGAGUUUACGUGCGGAGGUAUUGGCCCUGCUAGCGGGUCUUCGUCUUUGUUUGCCAUCAGAGAGGUUUCACACAGGUUCGAGUACAAUCCGACUCGUUGGUGUUGGUAGGUAUAUUGCAACGCCGGUUUCAGUGUCCGUGGCAGAUUCGAAAAGAGGACAAGAGGUUGAAUUUUUUACUUUGAAAAUCUAUCAUGGGGGUGUAUAUGUUAAAGAACCCGUAGAGAAAUAUGUGGGGGGCAGCAUGGAAAGUUUUGAAGGUGUCAUUGCCAUGAGAGUGAAUAGAGCAAUUGUAUCUGACUUUUGCUAUUAUCUUGGAUAUCCUGCAAAUGUAACAAUGAUGCAAGCAAAUGGAGAAACAGAAGUUUAUGUUGUUUCUGAGUUUCACAUUAGAUUGAUAGAUGGUAAAUGUGAGAGUGCAGUUGCAUCAAGCAGUUGUAAUGCUGUAGAAAUAGGAGAAGAUGAUGACUUCUUUGUAGACAUAACAUUUGAGGAUGUUGAUGUUGCUGACUUAGAGGAAAUUCCUGUUCAUGUGGAGAAAAUGAAGGAGCUUGAGAAGAAGAAACAGGAAACUUGUCAGACUGUUGAAGUAGAAGAAGUAGAGUAA